Molecule: messenger RNA, 1737 nt
Organism: Arctia plantaginis
Lineage: Eukaryota; Metazoa; Arthropoda; Insecta; Lepidoptera; Erebidae
Source: the annotation of a GenBank genome assembly
AUGUACGAGUUGGUGCGUGUAGGUUACAAUGAGCUGGUAGGAGAGAUCAUUCGUCUUGAAGGUGACAUGGCCACCAUCCAGGUAUACGAAGAAACAUCAGGUGUAACAGUCGGUGACCCCGUACUCCGUACCGGCAAACCCUUGUCCGUAGAGCUGGGUCCCGGUAUCUUGGGCUCCAUCUUUGACGGUAUCCAGCGUCCCCUGAAGGACAUCAACGAGCUUACCCAGUCUAUCUACAUCCCAAAGGGUGUGAACGUGCCUUCUUUAGCUCGUGAUGUCAACUGGGAAUUUAACCCACUGCACGUCAAAGUCGGGUCUCACAUCACCGGAGGAGAUCUGUACGGUAUCGUCCACGAGAACACUUUGGUGAAACACAAGAUGUUGGUGCCGCCCAAGGCUAAGGGUACCGUCACAUACGUGGCGCCCUCAGGCAACUACAAAUGCACUGACGUGGUGCUGGAGACGGAGUUCGACGGCGAGAAGGCGUCGUACACGAUGCUGCAGGUGUGGCCGGUGCGGCAGCCGCGGCCCGUCACGGAGAAGAUGCCGGCCAACCACCCGCUGCUCACCGGACAGCGCGUGCUCGACUCGCUCUUCCCGUGUGUGCAGGGUGGUACCACAGCCAUCCCCGGAGCCUUCGGUUGCGGCAAGACUGUCAUCUCACAGGCUCUGUCCAAGUACUCCAACUCUGAUGUCAUCAUCUACGUCGGAUGCGGCGAGCGUGGUAACGAGAUGUCUGAAGUAUUGCGGGACUUCCCCGAGCUGACGGUGGAGAUCGAAGGAGUUACAGAGUCCAUCAUGAAGCGUACUGCGCUGGUCGCCAACACCUCCAACAUGCCUGUAGCCGCCCGAGAGGCUUCCAUCUAUACCGGUAUCACCCUAUCCGAGUACUUCCGUGACAUGGGUUACCACGUGUCCAUGAUGGCUGACUCCACGUCCCGUUGGGCCGAGGCUCUGCGUGAGAUCUCGGGUCGUCUGGCUGAGAUGCCGGCCGACUCCGGGUACCCCGCGUACCUGGGCGCUAGGCUCGCCUCCUUCUACGAGCGAGCUGGACGCGUCAAGUGUUUGGGCAACCCCGACAGGGAAGGUUCCGUAUCCAUCGUGGGUGCCGUAUCGCCCCCUGGUGGUGACUUCUCCGACCCUGUAACUGCCGCCACCCUGGGUAUCGUGCAAGUGUUCUGGGGCUUGGACAAGAAGCUGGCCCAGAGGAAGCACUUCCCCUCCAUCAACUGGCUCAUCUCCUACAGCAAGUACAUGCGUGCGCUUGAUGACUUCUAUGACAAAAACUACCCCGAGUUCGUACCUCUCCGAACCAAGGUCAAGGAGAUCCUCCAAGAAGAAGAAGACUUGUCAGAAAUCGUGCAGUUGGUCGGUAAGGCUUCCCUGGCCGAGACUGACAAGAUCACCCUCGAGGUCGCCAAGCUACUCAAGGACGACUUCCUACAACAGAACAGCUACUCAGCAUACGACAGAUUCUGUCCGUUCUACAAGACAUGCGGCAUGUUGAAGAACAUCAUCUCGUUCUACGACAUGUCGCGUCACGCCGUCGAGUCCACGGCGCAGUCUGACAACAAGGUCACCUGGAACGUCAUCCGCGACGCCAUGGGCAACGUGCUCUACCAGCUCUCCUCCAUGAAGUUCAGGGACCCCGUAAAAGACGGAGAAGCUAAGAUCAAGGCAGAAUUCGACCAACUGCUAGAGGACAUGUCCGCCGCCUUCCGCAACCUCGAAGACUAA